This is a messenger RNA of Strongylocentrotus purpuratus (purple sea urchin), 1987 nucleotides long. RefSeq names its product CMP-N-acetylneuraminate-beta-1,4-galactoside alpha-2,3-sialyltransferase. The transcript has 11 exons. The record is from RefSeq and is a predicted model, not a curated record. Bases 505 to 1917 code for a protein of 470 amino acids. Lineage: Eukaryota; Metazoa; Echinodermata; Echinoidea; Camarodonta; Strongylocentrotidae. Gene Ontology annotation, molecular function: sialyltransferase activity.
GCACGCAACCACCUCUCCACAAGAUUUGAGAUUUGAACAAGUGUACAAGCCUUGUAUGUGACCAUGUAGUUCCACGCUCAGACGUACGAUCGUAUCUUCGCAGACAACAAAGACGCCCGCAAUAACAUCGAAAAAUGGACUAGAAAAUAUUACCUCCUCCUUAAAAUUCAUAGCCAGGAGAGGAUGGAUGGGAGUUAAUAAAGCCAGGGCUGGAACAGGGUGGAGGAAAUUCUGAGGUGGAAUAAAGAAUGUGACUUAGCGAAAGGAUGCUUAUCUAGAUGGUCGUGUCUCGGUUAUCAGUCUAUGCGAUGAGGAGCGCUUCCCAUGUCUUUAUACGCAGUCGACUAUAGGAGAAAAGCGCGCGGUAAUGCAGCAUGCAUCGUGAUGAUGUUCCAUGGUCAUUUGUAUACAAUCGGCAGACGAUUCCGGAUAAUAUAGUUGUGUGGUGCUUGCACGGGGAGGUGGUGUGAUGUACGUUUACUGAUACCGUGGUGUGUGGUUGUGAUGAAGAAAGAUUGUGAAUGUUGUCAACUAUGCACGGGCUGUACUCGCCCCAAACAUCCAUGUAUGAUCUCUGCCAUGAACAUCCUGAAGAUCCGAAUCGGCAUCCUCCGUAAAGUCCUCAUUCUCGGCAUCGUCCUAGUCACGAUCUCGCUCCUCUACUUCGUCCGACCACUCCAAGAGACCCACGUCAGUCGGUCGUAUAUCAGCAGCGAGAACGAUGGCGAGGUCGGCGGCGGAAAGCAAGACGGGGUAGACUACGAUGUGCAAUCGGAGUUCAUGGGGGUCUUACCUCGAGUUCUGGACUCGGCCAAGAGAAGCGGCGUCGUCAGCCAUCUUCGUUCACUUAUAGGUCUUGGGUGGAAGGAUAAUAGCGGUACAUCUUCGAAAACGGAGAUUAAAUUUGACUCGCAUGCCGAACGUUUGUUGGAUAUCCUAGAAGUAAAUCUCUUCCAGAAUAAAACGAACGCUAUCGAUGAAGUAACUGUUAUCAAGCCUUCAAGGAAAGAAGGCAUUCACCGUUCAACGUCUGAUGAAGGAGAAAUACCAGUUGGUGAUGGCCUUCAAUGUAUUCCGGGGAAAUCGCGAGACAGAAUGUUAAACCUGUUUGGUAACGGCUAUGACGCCAACCUUCAUCCUUUUAUUGGCUCGAAAACGGGAGUGUCCGGAGUUAUGUCACUUCCACCACCGUUUGGGUUUCGCAAAUCAGAAAGUGCUUUGAUAAAAGCUGUAACAGUCGUGGGGCAGUCAGACUUUCCUACGAGUAAUUCUUGCAGCCGUUGUGUAGUAGUCGGAAACGGAGGCGUCAUGAAGCAGUCGGCGAUGGGUCCGAUCAUUGACGAUUUCGACGUCGUCAUCAGGCUGAACGACGCCCCUACAGUAGGCUAUGAGAAGGACGUUGGUUCGAAGACGACAAUUCGCAUGGCCUACCCAGAAAGCAGCUUCCAGUCAUCGCUUCUGUACAAGGGCAACUGGCUCUACGUCAUCGUCAUCUUCAAACAAGCCGACUUGCUAUGGGUGGCUGACGUGGCUGCUGGAAAGAAAGCGCCAUCGUUGAAAUUUUGGAAGUCGGUAGCCCGGGCCGUGCCGAAGCCUUCCGAUGAAUUUCGCAUCUUUAAUCCUCUCAUUAUUCGAGAGACAGCGGAACUCGUCGGUAUGAAGGUCGGCAAUGGCAAAGUCGGAAAGAAUGUACCAACGACUGGAAGCUUUGCGAUCUCCAUGGCAACACGAUUAUGUGAUGAAGUCAGCGUGGCUGGCUUUGGGUAUGACGUAACCAAACCUCUUCACUACUACGACAAAUUACAGAUGAAGAUCGUGAAAGAAUCAUGGACUCACAACAUCGAUAUUGAGAAAAAAUGGCUGCUUAAAAUGGUUCAACAGGGUGUUAUCCAUGACUUAACGCGCGGAAUCAAAUGACCACUUUGGUCUGCAUAAAACUGCAAAACUUUUCAGCGAAACAAAACUUGACUAGUUGGUCAGCCGGUAU